AAUGCUUAGCAACAUCCACUUGUGUCAACAUGGACGAACGAAAAAAAAGGUGUACUUAUAAAGCUAAUUUAUUAAAGAAAUAUGGUGAAGAACAACAAACCUUACAAGCUGAAGUUGAUCUGCAUCAGAGACUAAAAACUAUAAAAAAGGAGCACACGAGAAGGAAGAAUGAUCAAACUGAAAGAAGUUCGAAAAUGUCUAGAGAAAAUGCAGUGAAACUUAUGCAAAAAUACGAAAGAGAGGCUAAACAAGCAAAAGAAAAGCUUAGGAAACUGGAGGAGAAGAAUAAAUGUUCGGGUUCAGGAAAAAAUGAAAAUGAAGAAGUCAAAACUGAAAAGAAUGAGACGAAAACAAAGGGAGUUUCCGAAGAAGAAUUAAAGGAACAUAUCUACCGAAUUGUUAAAGAAAAAUCUGUGAAAAGUUUAAAUGCCCCCUUCUCAAUGACAGAUAUAAUAAGACAAAAUCACAAUCUACAAAAGGACAAUGCUGAAAUGAAGAAGGAGUUAGAAAAUUUAAAGCGAGAAAAUAGCAAGUUAAUUAGCGAUGCCGUGAAGUACCGCAAACAAAGUGAUGCUGCUAUGACUCAAGUAGGAGCUUCGGAAGAUCAAAGAAAAAAGCUGAUGGACAGGCUAAGAAAAGAAAAAGAAUUGAACAAGCAAUUAUAUUCAGCUUUCACAAAGAAAUCUGCGGACUGGAUUGAACAUAACAAACAAAUGAAGAGGGUGUAUGACGAAUUGAAAUUAGCUUCCGUACGUAAAGAUAAUUAACAAAUGUAUUAUAUACUGUACAACAUAUUAAUUUUAUAAAUUAGAUGUCACCUGUAUCUGUAGUUGGUGCUGAAGAAAGGUUGUACUCUCAACCUGUGAAGAAGAACACUGACUAUCCAAGAACUAUGUUUCCUGUUGAAAAAUAUGACAGAGCUAACGUUGACUGAUAAUUCAUAUAUCUUAAUAAUCUUAUAAAAAUUAAAUUAAAGUAUUUUAUAUUACAUCAAAAUCUCAGUUUGUAUCCUAUUUUUUUUCAAUAAGGUUAGUUAACUUUAAUAAUUCUUCUCAUUUGAAUGAAAAAUUUAGAUAGUUUUCUGAGCUGUGCAAAUUACGUUAGCAAUGACAUCUGCGGGAAAAGUAUAACAUUUUUCUAGUACAUGUUAAAAUAUUUUUUUUUUUAUUCUUACAAACCCAUACUAUAUUCUCGAAUGUCAUUAAGGUACUUAUCUACUUCCCCUUCCUUCUUGUAUCUUUUAU
Messenger RNA from Dimorphilus gyrociliatus, 1244 nucleotides. Lineage: Eukaryota; Metazoa; Annelida; Polychaeta; Dinophilidae. The record is from the annotation of a GenBank genome assembly.